CUCUCUGUCGAUACUCAUUUUCGAGGAUCGAUCGUAAUUCUCUGAUUAUCGCAAAGGGCCGCGCUGACGUGCCCGUUGAAGUUGAAGAAGCGCAACAGCGUGCCACGGGCAGAUUACGUCCAGCACGUGCGACAGAAAUGAGCAGGAUCAAUCUCAAAGAAGCAUUCGAAGUAGAAUGCAAGCACGGUGCUUUUUACACCGGUGGAAAUAUACAGUGGAGCAGAGAUGGAGAGCACUUGUUCUGUCAGAAAGGAGGCAGUAUAUCAGUGAUAUCUUUACAGAAAGGCUCUGUGAUAUCGCUGGUGGGGCAAACACAUGUCAAGGAAGAAGAAGAUACAAUACACUGUUUUGCUCUUGACAAUGACGAUACAAAUAUAAUUACUCAUCAUAAAAGCGGAUUGUUCAAAUUGUGGGACUGGAAAACUGCACAAUUGACCAAACUAUGGAAGUCUAUUCACAAAGGACCAGUAGCGCAGAUAACUCUUCUGAGUGGCAUCACUUUAAUGGCAUCCGGUGGCAGUGACGGGGCUGUCAGAUUGUGGGAUCUUCAACAUCAUGCUUGUACACACAGUCUCAAAGGUGUGCAGGGAGUAAUUAGUGUAUUAAAAUUUCAUCCAAAAACCGAAAAACACCUUCUUUUCGCCGCUGGCGAUGACACAAAAAUUCACGGUUGGAACAUUAAAACAGGAAAGGAAAUAAUUACUCUUACCGGACACUUCAGCAAAGUUACUUCGCUCAGUUUUCACGAAAAUAACAAUUACUUAGUUAGUUCAGGACGAGAUAAGGUGCUGAUCUUAUGGGAUAUAUCGUCCGGAACAUCGGUGCGUGUUUUACCGGUUUACGAAGGAAUAGAGGGCGCGUUUAUAGUGUCCGCUCAGAAUCUACCGGUAUUUAUCAAAUCACGUAAAAGCAGCGACGUUUACGUUGCUGCGGCUGGUGAAAAAGGUGUUGUCACAAUUUGGGAAAUGAAGUCAGGUAGACAGAUUUACAAACAGGAUAAUUCUCUGGUAUCGCCAGCUAAGGAAGAAGGAGGUUUGUCGAUUACGCAUUUACUUUACAACAGUAUUCACAAUAUUUUCGCAGUGGUGUCCGUUGAUCACAAUAUAAUCAUUCAUUCGUUGGAAUUGUUCGAGUGCAAAAAACAGUUGGUGGGUUACAGCGACGAGAUCUUGGAUGUUGUUUAUCUCGGAGAUAAUGACAGUCACAUCGCACUCGCGACCAAUAGCAGCGACAUAAAGGUUUACGAACUCGCUACUAUGAAUUGUCAGUUGCUGUGCGGUCACACCGAUAGCGUUUUGGCUCUCGCUACGACAUUAGCAAACGCGAAUCUGCUUAUAUCUGCGGCUAAGGAUAACAGUAUUCAUAUGUGGUUGCUGGAUAAAGAAACAGCAAGAAUGUCCUGCAUCGGACGUGCCGUCAGGCACACAGCGUCGAUCAGUUCCGUCGCUAUAUCCCAGUUAUCACCCAAAUUCUUCGCCACUGUCGCUCAAGAUUCGUGUUUGAAAUUGUGGGACUUUCCCGACAGUCUCUUGCCACACGACACGGAUUUGCCAUUGAAUGUAAGUCACACGGUAUUGGCACAUCAAAAAGAGAUAAACUGCGUAACUGUUUCCCCGAAUGACAAACUGAUUGCUACGGCGUCGCAAGAUAAAACUGCUAAGCUGUGGUCUGCUGACGAUUUGCAAUUGCUCGGGGUGUUCCACGGUCACCGAAGGAGCGUUUGGUGCGUUCGAUUCUCGCCGGUGGAUCAAGUCCUGUUGACAACAUCUGCCGACUGUACGAUGAAACUCUGGUCUUUGACGGAACUCAACUGUCUGAAAACAUUCGAAGGACACGAAUCCUCUGUUUUAAGAGGAGAAUUCCUGUCGCGCGGUAUGCAGUUAAUAACGUCGGGCGGAGAUGGUCUCAUAAAAUUAUGGAGCAUCAAAACGUCCGAAUGUGUGUGCACCCUGGACCAGCACGAGAGUCACGUUUGGACGCUCGCUGUCAGCAAGGAUCAGAAACACAUCAUCAGCGGGGGUAGCGACUCGUUGUUGGUUAUUUGGAGGGACGUAACCGAGGAGAGGAAAGAACAGGUCGCGGCAAAAAAGGAAAAGCUCGCGCUCGAGGAGCAAAAGUUGGCGAAUUUAUUGCAAAAGGACGAGCUCCAGGCUGCGUUGCGAUUGGCUCUGAAGUUGGAGCGUCCCUUACAAGCUCUCAGGAUCACAGAAGCUGUAUUGAAAAAAGGAAACAACGAACUCGUAGAAAUAAUAAAGGAGUUGAAACCAGCUCGUAAAGAAGCCUUGCUUAAAUGCGCGGUUACGUGGAACACAAACAGUCGUAAUUCACAUGUCGCUCAGAUGGUUAUAAACGCCUUGAUAACGGAAAUAGGCACACAGGACCUGCGAGUACCAGGCCUGUCUUCCACCCUAGAAGCCAUGAUACCUUACACCGACAGGCACUUUAAGAGAUUAACAAAACUUUUGCAAGAUCUUCAUUUGUUAACAUACACCGUCAAUCGUAUGAAACCUGAUAUUGUGUUAAUUAACAAUAAAUAAGACCGGGGAACUGCCCGUCGUUCAGCGACGCCAUGACGCAGACGGAACUCCUGCAGGAACUGGCGAACGAGUGUCGUUACGA
Molecule: messenger RNA, 2619 nt
Organism: Pseudomyrmex gracilis
Lineage: Eukaryota; Metazoa; Arthropoda; Insecta; Hymenoptera; Formicidae
Product: transducin beta-like protein 3
Exons: 16
Coding region: 138-2537 (799 amino acids)
Biological process (GO): endonucleolytic cleavage to generate mature 5'-end of SSU-rRNA from (SSU-rRNA, 5.8S rRNA, LSU-rRNA); endonucleolytic cleavage in 5'-ETS of tricistronic rRNA transcript (SSU-rRNA, 5.8S rRNA, LSU-rRNA)
Cellular component (GO): small-subunit processome; 90S preribosome; nucleolus
Molecular function (GO): U3 snoRNA binding; protein binding
Source: RefSeq, a predicted model, not a curated record